Messenger RNA from Fusarium musae, 1050 nucleotides. RefSeq lists its product as uncharacterized. The record is from RefSeq and is a predicted model, not a curated record. The transcript is spliced from 3 exons. The coding region runs from base 1 to 1050 and encodes 349 amino acids. Lineage: Eukaryota; Fungi; Ascomycota; Sordariomycetes; Hypocreales; Nectriaceae.
AUGGCCGCAACCGCCCUCGCAAAAUCAUGGAGAGCCGCUUUCGACGUGUUUGCCUCUCUGAGAGACGAUCACCUUCGCGACGGGAACCUGGAAACCAACCGUGUGUUUGUUCCCAAGGAAGAAGAGUCCCAAGAGGUACAAGCUCAAAAUGAGUCUACGUCAAUCCAAACCCCAGUUUGCGAUGGCAUGCAUGAACCCCUACCUAUCACUCCCCCAACUCUGGAAAGCCGAGGAAUCGCUUGGGAGGCGCUCUACGCAGGGGUAUAUCCCAGAAAGCCAGGCCGACCAUUCAAAAUGAUCCUCCCAGCCGAGUUCGAUUUCUGGACAUUCGUCUACGGUCCUGAUGGCAGCGACUUCAACAAGAUCCGAGAGCGCCUCAUGGAAGAGCUGCAUAGCAUCGAGUCGUACCUUAACAACCCCGAAAACCUUCCCGAGAAAGGCCAUGUUUUUGUACUUGGGCCUACCAGCCUCCAAGGUACGGACGACAGCGAAAUCUCCCCUGAGGCAUGCAAGCCCAUCAACUUGGAAGGCAUCAGCAGAAUCUGGCACGACAUUCUAGUCUGGCACCGCGAAUUCACUGAAACUCGAGUGACUACACUGCGAAGCUAUCUGGAGGAACUAUCAGAAACCCGAAAAGCACGAACAGUCCUGAGUGCUGCAACUCUCCCAGGAGGAUUCAAGAACGUUCUGGACGAGAUCAAAAAAGAGCGAAACUUGACUCCCAUCGUUUUCAUCAGCAACUGGGCCAUUAAAGGCAAGGAGGGCAACUGGCUUGGUAUCCCUGAGCGUAUCAACCCGGCUGGUGAUCUCUGGCGAGAGCGGGCUGAAAUUUCCGAAGAGAAGUUGAGGAUCUCAGAGAUGAUCUUGGAGAUCAAGGAGCGUGCUAAGUCUGGCCUCUUGCGCGACUACGGGAUUUUAAUGAAGUGGUUUCAUGACGAGUGGUAUAGUGUCUUCGGAGCAGGAGAUCGGCAUCAGAUUGGUGACUUUGGGACGUGUAGCAUAUCGUCGAAGGAUCAGCUUGCUGUCUUGCUGCAUCAAGGAUACUUAUGA